Messenger RNA from Poeciliopsis prolifica (blackstripe livebearer), 4113 nucleotides. Its product is annotated as nardilysin-like. Gene Ontology annotation, biological process: proteolysis. The record is from RefSeq and is a predicted model, not a curated record. The transcript is spliced from 32 exons. The coding region runs from base 361 to 3660 and encodes 1099 amino acids. Gene Ontology annotation, molecular function: metalloendopeptidase activity; metal ion binding. Lineage: Eukaryota; Metazoa; Chordata; Actinopteri; Cyprinodontiformes; Poeciliidae.
ACAUGAUUGCGGAUGUUCUGCUAACAGCAAAGGAGGAAGGUAUGGAUACGUGAUGAACACGCCGGCGUCAAAAGUUAUUUCUGCUGACCAACAGUUCUCCAAGGUGGUCGCUACACCCGCCUAGCUGUCAGCCCCGAGCAGAGGCGCUGCUUUUUACACACUCGGCGGCAUCUCCUCCUCGGCGUGGUGUUGUUUUUGGAGCGCAGAGGUGUGAGGGUCUUCAUCAUUGCCCUGCUCAGGCUGACACGGCGUGUCGCCGCGUUAACGACCCAAUUCCCAGUGACGGCUCGCCGUCCUGUCGUCCACAGCCGCGCUCUGCUGUCGCUCCGCGGUGCCAAAGCCUCGUCACCUCUGCCGAGCAUGACGCAAACAAACAAGUCCGGUAACACCCCGGCGGCUGACUCUCCGGGCUCGGUCCAGGAGGAGGUCCCGGCGGAGGCCCCGGCUUCCCGCGAGGAGAGCCGGGCUGCGGGAGAUGAUGGAGGAGGAGGAGGAGAAGACAAUGUCGGGGACCGUGACAUCAUCAAGUCACCCAGCGACCCGAAGCAGUACAGGUACAUCGUUUUAGACAAUGGCCUCGCAGCUCUGCUCAUCUCCGACUACAGUGGGCCAAUGGGAUCAGAGCAUGACGACUUGGACAAAGAAGAAGAGGGGGAAGAUGAUAACGAAGAAGAAGACGAGGAGGAGGAGGAGGAAGAUGAAGACGACGAGGAGGAGCACGAGGAUGAGGCUGAUGUGGAUGAAGGCAGGGAAGACAAGAAGAGGGCUAAAAGGAAGAGAGGAAGUGCAGACAAACAGUCUGCAGCGGCUUUGUGUGUCGGCGUGGGCAGCUUCAGCGACCCCAGCGACCUCCCGGGCCUCGCUCACUUUCUGGAGCACAUGGUGUUCAUGGGCAGCGAGAAGUACCCGUCAGAAAACGGCUUUGAUGCGUUCCUCAAGAAGCACGGUGGGAGCGACAACGCCUCCACCGACUGCGAAAGAACCAUCUUCCAAUUUGACGUCCAGAGAAAAAGCUUCAAAGAAGCCCUUGACAGGUGGGCCCAGUUCUUUAUCUGCCCUCUGAUGAUCCGAGACGCCAUCAACCGGGAGGUGGAGGCGGUUGACAGCGAGUACCAGCUGGCUAAGCCAUCCGACUCCCACAGGAAGGAGAUGCUGUUCGGCAGUCUGGCCAAACCUGGACACCCUAUGGGCAAGUUCUGCUGGGGUAACGCUGAGACAUUGAAGCAGGAGCCGAAGAAGAAAAAGAUCAACGUGUACAAGAGGCUGUUUGCCUUCUGGAAGGAACACUACUCUGCCCACUACAUGACUCUGGCUGUUCAGUCAAAAGAAAAGCUGGACACUCUAGAGAAGUGGGUGAGGGAGAUCUUCAGCAAGGUGCCAAACAACGGUCUGCCGAAGCCAGAUUUCUCUAAUUUGCCGGAUCCUUUCGACACCCCAGCCUUCUGCAAGCUCUACAGAGUCGUUCCCGUUAGGAAAGUCCACGCCUUGACCAUCUCCUGGGCUCUUCCCCCUCAGGAGAAACACUACAGAGUGAAGCCUCUCCACUACAUCUCAUGGCUGGUUGGUCAUGAGGGUGCAGGAAGCAUACUUUCUGUGCUGAGGAAGAAGUGCUGGGCGCUGGCUUUGUACGGGGGAAACAGUGAAACCGGCUUUGAUCAAAACACCACCUACUCCAUCUUCUCAGUCUCCAUCACCCUGACGGAUGAAGGCUUCCAAAAAUUCUACGAGGUCACUGAUCUGGUGUUCCAGUAUCUGAAGAUGGUGCAGAAACUCGGACCACAGCAAAGAAUAUAUGAGGAGAUCCAGAGGAUAGAAGCAAAUGAGUUUCACUACCAGGAACAGAUUGACCCCAUAGAGAACGUAGAGGACAUUUGUGAAUGCAUGCAGUUGUUCCCUAAGGAGGACUUCCUGACAGGAGAUCAUCUUAUGUUUGAGUACAACCCUGAAGUGAUCGGUGCAGCUCUUUCUCUGCUAACCCCAGAGAACGCUAACCUGAUGCUGCUGUCACCAGAACACGAAGGCCAGUGUCCCCUCCGGGAGAAGUGGUUUGGCACACAGUACAGUGUGGAGGACAUCGAGAAGAAGUGGAUGGAGCGAUGGAGUGGAAACAUGGAGCCAAACAGUGACCUCCACCUUCCUGCAGAGAACGAGUUUAUUGCCACCGACUUCAACUUGAAGCCCUCUGACUGCCCGGACACAGAUUUCCCCGUGCGGAUAGCCGCCAGUGAUGAGGGCUGCCUCUGGUACAAGAAGGACAACAAAUUCAAAAUCCCCAAAGCCUACAUCAGAUUCCACCUAAUCUCCCCCAUAAUCCAACAGUCCGCAAAGAACGUAGUCUUGUUUGAUCUGAUGGUCAACAUCCUGGGCCACAACUUGGCCGAGCCGGCCUACGAGGCUGAAGUGGCGCAGCUGGAUCACAAGCUGGUGGCGGGCGAGCACGGCCUGAUCAUCAAAGUUAAGGGAUUCAACCACAAGCUGCCUUUGCUAUUUCACCUGAUUGUCGACCACUUGGCUGAUUUUUCUGCCUCCGAUGAUGUCUUCAGCAUGUUCGCCGAGCAGCUGAAAAAAACCUACUUCAACAUCCUCAUUAAACCCGAGAAACUCUGCAAGGAUGUGCGUUUGCUGAUCUUGGAGCACGCUCGCUGGUCCAUGGUGGAGAAGUACCAGGCUCUGACAGCCGGUCUGACCUGCGAAGAGCUGCUGGAGUUCAGCCGGAGCUUCAAGGCCGAGCUGUUCGCCGAGGGGCUGGUGCAGGGGAACGUCAGCAGUACUGAAUCGGUGCAGUUCCUGAAGUACGUCACCGACAAGCUGCAGUUCUCCAAGCUGCCAGCAGAGGUGCCGGUGACGUUCAGAGUGGUGGAGCUUCCUCAAAACCAUCACAUCUGCAAAGUCAAGUCCUUAAACAAAGGGGAUGCCAACUCUGAGGUCACCGUUUACUACCAGUCUGGGCCCAAGGCUUUAAGGGAGCACACUCUGAUGGAGCUGCUGGUGAUGCACAUGGAGGAGCCCUGUUUUGAUUUCCUCAGGACAAAAGAGACUCUGGGUUACCACGUCUCCCCUACCUGCAGAAACACCUCUGGUGUUCUGGGUUUCUCUAUCACCGUGGAAACACAGGCGACUAAAUUCAACUCCGAGUUGGUGGAGUUAAAGAUUGAGGAGUUCUUGGCUUCGUACGGGAAGGAGCUCGGUGAUUUGACUGAGGAGGCCUUCAGCACCCAGGUGACCGCUUUAGUGCAGCUGAAAGAGUGUGAGGACACACACCUCGGGGAGGAGGUGAACAGGAACUGGGAAGAGGUGUUGACGCAGCAUUACGUGUUUGACCGGCUGAACAAGGAGAUCGCUGCUCUGAAGCUGAUGACCAGAGACGAGCUCCUCUCCUGGUUCCUAAAACAUCGGGACGAAACCAGCCGCAAACUCAGCGUCCACGUGGUGGGAUUCGGUGCUGAGGAGAACGACGGGGACGGUGAGGGUAAGAAGAAACAGAAGAGAAAAGCAGAAGCGGAUAAGGAGGAGGAAGUGAGCGAGUCUGCGUACGGUGAGGUGUCAAAGCUCACCUUGCUGCCCGCCUCCUCGAAGAUAGAGGGCGCCAUCUCCAUAAUGGACAUACCAGAUUUUAUCAAAGGCCUGCCGCUCUUCCCUUACCACAAGAUUCUCGAAUGAGCGUGAGCUGAAGCUGAGAGACCGACGGCUGAACUCCGCCUCUCGCUGAGCCGCGCUCAUGGACUCUGUCCUGUUAGAGACGCAGCCGCUAAAUGUCAACAUCAGUUGCUCUCGAGUUGCAGGUUUUAAACACAGUGUUCUUAAGAAAGAAGACUGGGAGUGAUGGCUGGGUUUUCUUUUAACUGAUUGUGUUGCAUGCUGACGUAGCAGAAUGGAGAAACAUAAAAACAAUGUCUGGAAAAAAAAAAAGAAUUAAAUUCUUUUCAGCUUCUGUUCUCCUCUCAGAUUCUCAGUUUAAUGCAUCUUUAACUUAAAUGUAAAAACUGAUCAACUGAUCAACGAUCAUUUCAAGUACCUUGAAAUGUAGAUGUUUUAAUUUGAGGAGCCGUGUCCUCCUGUCAUGAUGUGGCAUUGUCAUAAUGGAGGAAAAAAGCGAAUAAACGAUUGAAGGAA